Messenger RNA from Camelina sativa (false flax), 1473 nucleotides. RefSeq names its product protein TIFY 4B. The record is from RefSeq and is a predicted model, not a curated record. Gene Ontology annotation, biological process: regulation of jasmonic acid mediated signaling pathway; regulation of defense response; response to wounding. Gene Ontology annotation, cellular component: nucleus. Lineage: Eukaryota; Viridiplantae; Streptophyta; Magnoliopsida; Brassicales; Brassicaceae.
CUUUCUCUUUUUUUUUCUCUCUCUCUCUCUCUCUCUCUCGCUCUUUUAAUUUUGCCCUCAAAACCCUCCGAUUAUUACGAAAACGCCACUGCUCCCUCGCUGUUGGGGGGAUCCGGUGAGGCCGUUUGGCCGGAAUCUGAGAAGGAGGAGAAUAUGGAUGUCGGAGUGUCUCCGGCGAAGUCUAUACUCGCGAAGCCUCUGAAACUGUUGACUGAAGAGGACAUUUCUCAGCUCACUCGCGAAGAUUGCCGCAAAUUCCUCAAAGAGAAAGGAAUGCGCAGGCCUUCGUGGAACAAAUCUCAAGCGAUCCAGCAAGUUUUAUCACUUAAAGCUCUCUAUGAGCCCGGCGACGAUUCCGGCGCCGGAAUCCUCCGUAAGAUCCUCGUUUCUCAGCCGCCAAAUCCGCCUCCUGUCACAGAAACGUCAACUGAGCUAAGCAACGAGCUCGAACCUUGUGGCAAGAAUCCUUUUCAGGAAGAUGAAGGUCCCUGCCAUAGAAGGGAUUCUCCAAGAUCAGCUGAGUUUUCUGGUGGUUCUCCUCAUUAUGCAGUUGAGAAAGAUAGCUUAAAGACAGUUUCCCCCAGAAGCCCGGCUGAAACAAGUCCUCUGGUUGGACAAAUGACGAUAUUCUAUAGUGGGAAAGUGAAUGUAUAUGAUGGAGUACCACCUGAAAAGGCGCGGUCUAUCAUGCACUUUGCAGCCAAUCCAAUUGAUUUGCCUGAAAAUGGUAUUUUUGCUUCUAGUAGAAUGAUUUCGAAGCCCAUGAGUAAAGAGAAGAUGGUUGAGCUUCCCCAAUAUGGUCUUGAAAAGGCAACUGCUUCUCGUGAUUCUGAUGUGGAGGGUCAGGCGAACAGAAAAGUGUCAUUGCAAAGAUAUCUUGAUAAGCGAAAGGACAGAAGAUUCUCUAAAACCAAAAAGGCUCCAGGAGUUGCAUCAUAUAGCUUGGAGAUGUUUCUGAAUCGUCAGCCACGGAUGAGCGCUGUAUAUUCACAAAACCUUAGCGGCACAGGGCUUCGCGAGUCACCUGAAAAUCAGACAAAAAGUUCCAAUCUCUCAGUUGAUUUAAACAGCGAUCUUAACUGUGAAGAUCUUUAACAAAAAACUGGAGGUGAGAUUCCGUCCGGGUCACAAGGCGAGCUGUAAAGCUCAAUACUGUUCUUUUGUGAAAUUGCCAAGUACAAAAAAGCAAACAGUGAAUGUUCUCGUUCAUUGUGGAAGAAACAUUGGCUUUAAGAGUGAGCUGGAUCAGUGUCUGGUUUUUUUUUUUACGGCUUGUGUAUCCCAUCUUUUUUGGUAUGUAGUUUUGGAGUAGGUUAGAGACGAGAGGAGAAUGUGGCGGUUUGUAUUAUGUAAAUGCUGUCUUAUAUAAUGAGAGAGACCUUAUUGAUGAUGAUACCAAUCUUGAGGUUCUUCUAAUCAACACAAACUUCUUUGUGAUGUGUAAUGAGAUAAUUAAUUUGUUUAUUUUUAAAA